AUGAACGUUUCAAAAGAUUCCAACUAUGAUCUAGACAAAUGUAUCGAAAUGCUUUAUAAAAGACAACUACUACCAGAAGUGACAAUACAGGCGCUUUGCAAUAAAUUGAAAGAACUCUUGAUAAGGGAAUCGAAUGUGGCAUAUAUUAGUACCCCAGUAACGGUGAUCGGGGACAUUCAUGGGCAAUUCCACGAUUUGAUCGAGAUUUUCAAGAUCGGGGGGUUUGCUCCCGAUACCAACUACUUAUUUCUCGGGGAUUAUGUCGAUCGAGGAAUGUUUUCUGUCGAGACAAUCACCCUCUUGAUGUGUUUGAAAUUACGGUACCCUAACCGAAUCAAUCUAGUGCGAGGCAAUCAUGAAUCGCGUCAAAUCACCCAGAAUUACGGUUUUUACACCGAGUGUCAGAGGAAAUACGGAGGGUCUACUGAAGUAUGGAACUAUUUCACCGAUAUGUUUGAUUACUUGAUCUUGAGCGUGGUGAUCAACAAUGAAAUUUUCUGCGUCCAUGGAGGGUUAUCCCCCAACGUUCAUCACAUUGAUCAAAUCAAAUUAGUCGAUCGGUUCAGAGAAAUCCCCCAUGAGGGUCCGAUGGCCGACCUUGUAUGGUCUGAUCCUGAUGAUGAAGAUAAUGAUUUCCAAUUGAGCCCGCGAGGCGCGGGGUACACUUUCGGGGUCGACGUGGUGAAGAAAUUCUUGAUCUUGAACAAUAUGAAUAAAAUCCUUAGGGCCCACCAACUAUGUAACGAAGGGUAUCAAAUCUAUUUCAAUGGGUUGGUCACCACAGUUUGGUCGGCCCCCAAUUAUUGUUACCGUUGUGGAAAUAAGGCUAGUAUCUUGGAAGUUUACAGCAGUACGGAAAGUUACUUCAAUGUUUUUGAAGAGAGUCCAGAAAACCGAAACGAGAUAGAAAUGAUGAACAACUUACAAAACAAAAGUUACGUCGAGUAUUUCUUAUGA
This is a messenger RNA of Saccharomycopsis crataegensis, 957 nucleotides long. RefSeq names its product putative serine/threonine-protein kinase PPG1 (gene PPG1). Gene Ontology annotation, molecular function: protein serine/threonine phosphatase activity. The transcript has a single exon. Lineage: Eukaryota; Fungi; Ascomycota; Saccharomycetes; Ascoideales; Saccharomycopsidaceae. Gene Ontology annotation, cellular component: FAR/SIP/STRIPAK complex. Bases 1 to 957 code for a protein of 318 amino acids. The record is from RefSeq and is a predicted model, not a curated record.